Messenger RNA from Aspergillus calidoustus, 3009 nucleotides. The record is from the annotation of a GenBank genome assembly. NCBI's taxonomy places the organism in Eukaryota, Fungi, Ascomycota, Eurotiomycetes, Eurotiales, Aspergillaceae.
UCGGGCUCCGAAAAAUGGGAGAGCAAUAAGAACAAAAUGGUCGCUGAGUUGAGUCCACUAUUUCUGUAAGAGGACGCAAGUUGACCUGAAUCAGAGGACUCUACUAUAAUCUUCUAGGCAAUUGUCUACGACGAGAGGUUUCCCUCGUACUUCCUAGUCUACGUCUGAAAUUGGCCUCCAUCCAUGGCACCCAACUCGAACCGAGGAUUUCACGAAUCAAGCGACCACUGGAAGAUCUGACAACGCCCAUGGUGGCUGAGACAAUAGCGCCUGAGACGUUGAUCUCUAUCGCCAUAGCUUGCAGCGCCCUUCAAUAUAGCCUGCCAUAAGCCGUAACCCCUUGGAGGUCGUUGGGAAUAGCUUUAGUCUUCGGUGCAUUUCUUGAUGGUCAACCAACCCACGAAGGACCGUUUCCCGUCAUAUUGCUCGAAAGUUACGCGCGCAUAAACCCCCCUGAGACCAGAGGAUCUAUUGAGUGCCAACGACCGUUGUCUUGAUCGGGGAGCGGCAAACGGGUCGGAUUCCGGGGACGAGUUGGGAGCCGGUUUACCUGGGUCCAAUACAAGCCCAGCAGCCUUUGUUGCACCUCUCCCUUCCAAGAAAAUAUCAUUCUUAUCUUGGAUACGAGUUGGGGCCUAGAGCUUGGUUCACGGGCCUGCAGGUAAGACAACUUCAGUCUCAACUGCCUGAUAACGGAAAGAUCGAUGGAGUUGAAAAUAGACUUUGGCAAUUGUCAGACUUACUGUUUCCUUGUUUACGAGGCAUCUCACCUCCCCAUCCGGCUGAAUCCAAAGACAGCGGUCUCGGCCAGGUUACUGUUCCCCGGAGGCAGAACCCAGGCUAGGAAUCAGCUCAGAUCCAGGAUACAGAGUGGUCUACACCAAUCGUGUUGAGUCAUAAGCUGACGCCCAGCGGCUGGUUUGACGUCCAUACAUGCCACUCAUGCUCAGCUCUAGCCCUCGUAGCCAGCAUUUGAAUCCUUCAUGCAGUCGUGCUUCGUCUUUUAAGCUUGAGAACCCUCAGCCCCUCGCACUGUAACUGUCCGAUUGUCUUCCCCGUGCUCACCAUGGCAUCAUUAUCCAGCCCCGGUGUUGCCUCGAUUCCCCAGACACCAACCAUCAAGUUGCGUGGAAGCUGCCACGCAUGUGCCCUUUCCAAGUUGAAAUGCAGUCAGGACAAGCCCAGUUGUGCACGGUGUACUAAGAGAGGCACAACAUGCCAGUAUCUUGCCAGCAAGCGCGCCGGUCGUAAGCAGGGCAGUCGAACAGGCAGCAAUAGAGACCCUACCAAGUCUGUCAAUCAGCCCAAGCCUAGCGAUGAAGGCGACGACCGAAAGAACUUUCUGGCAGCCUCUACGCAACUUAUGCAUUACGCUCUUCAGCAGGACCGGAGUCUUGACUCCUACCGAGGACAUCCGCAUCAUCAGCGUACACCAAGCUAUCCAGAUAGUGUCCCGAGCCUUCUCUCGUCUGCCGGCCCCACGACGCCGCUCACGUUCAGUCACUCUGAUUUCGAGAGUUUUCUGUCUUCGCCUGUUUCGUUGUCAAUGCUGGACGUCCCCGAAGUUGACUACUUUGCCGGCGCUGAAAUCAACUUCAGAGACCUCAAUGACUUUCCUGACCCUGCCGCAUUUCUUACCCCGGAGGACUCGUUACCAAUGCCUGAAGAUAACCUCUCAAAGUCUUCUCCGGUGCCAGAGUCUCAAACAUUGUCAACCGAUAUGCCGUCCUCGCCCCCUCCAAUAGACCUAUAUACUCCCGCGAGUAUACUGCAGUGUUCAUGCUUUUCUCGCUCUUUAGCUCUUCUCCGAGAAUUAUUUCCCAACCGUACGGCCUGCUGCGCCACUUCCAGUCGAAACAACGAGUACUCCACGAAUCCUCCACCAACAAUUCAGCAAGUGAUUACCCAAAACGAGAAGACAGUCACAGAAAUUGGCCAAAUAUUGGACUGCUACUGCUCCCAGGAUGGUUACACGCUCACUAUCAUUACCCUUACAGUGUUGAAAGUCCUUGCCUGGUACGGUGCUGUUGCCCAAGAGUCACGCGCAGCCGGUGAACAGCAAAUACACGCUGAACAAAUAGACAGAACACCGGUGGUAAUUGGCAGCUACCACCUCAACGGCGAUGAGCAGAGUCGCAUGGCCGCACAGCUGGUCCUCAGCGAACUGCAUCGUGUGCAGCGGGUUGUGAACGCACUCUCCGAGCAGCUCCAAAGUCAAGGCCUACAAGAGAGCGUGGGAGGAAGGCCAGAUAGUACUUGCUUAGACGGACAUGAGUCUGUCUUACCUGUUCAUCUCUUGGACCAGCUGGCAGCCGAUCUCAGGGCUCGACUCCGCGGUUUGUCUGGUCAGAUUGUUGAUCGGUUACGUCGGACUUGACACUUUUCUCCUGCUUGCCUGUGUUUUGAUUGCCGACAACGACCUGCAUAUCUUGGAUCAUCAGAUGAGUUGCUGAUACCAAUAAGAAUCUAACCUACGGACCGCUCAGGCAAGGGUCAUCUUUUAGUUCCAAGUUAACUGAUGUGCAACUCUCGUUUCCAAUGCCCUGUCAAGAGAUAGAACGAGUCGUUUUAGAACUUGACCGGUCUUGUAUAAAAUACUUGUAUUCCUGGCCCGGCAUUCCCUGCUUACCCUAGCCAUGCAAUUAUAGCACUGCCAUAUUAUUGGUCUGUCAUACCCAGCUUAUCCCAGUUUGAUGGCCAACCACUGCCAAAAAUUACCAAUUCCUCAGCUCGCCCGGACCCCAAUUUCGAUGGCUUUCUACCCGGCGUCUUUCUUACAUGCCGUUCCCCUGCAUGUAUUGCCUGCCCAAGCUCCUGGCUACCCAAGUCCGCUAGUUUCCAUGAUUCAUUCCCAUGAAAUUCCUGUUCCUUGCGUCUUACGUUCAAAGCCACAUUAGCUUUCACGUUGCUAUGCUAGUGCGCUUAGACCAUGCGAUUAGAACCGUUUGUUGUUUAUAUAUAAAGUGUAUUAUAUGCCAAUCAUAACUUAUCAUCUCUCCUCUAGCCGAU